Molecule: messenger RNA, 1293 nt
Organism: Brugia malayi
Lineage: Eukaryota; Metazoa; Nematoda; Chromadorea; Rhabditida; Onchocercidae
Exons: 9
Coding region: 1-1293 (430 amino acids)
Biological process (GO): retrograde vesicle-mediated transport, Golgi to endoplasmic reticulum; endoplasmic reticulum to Golgi vesicle-mediated transport
Cellular component (GO): endoplasmic reticulum; COPII-coated ER to Golgi transport vesicle; membrane
Source: RefSeq, a predicted model, not a curated record
AUGGAUGUGAGUAUGUCAUUGCUGUCAUCGAAUACAACAAUUCGCCAUAGACGUCCAACGGUUCAGGAAGUUGUCCGAGAUUUCGAUGCUUUUAACAAGACAGUGGAUGAAGUUAGUGAGGAGAAGCGAGCUGCUGGUGGAUUCCUUGCAAGUUUAUCAUUCCUCAUCAUCGCAGCAUUAGUCUUUGGCGAGUUACGAAAUUAUUUUUACGGUGACGAAGGACAUUAUUAUAGAUUCUCAGUGGACACAGCUUUCAGUGAGCAUCCUGAAUUGGAAUUGGAUAUGAUAGUUGCAACUCCUUGCACGAAUUUGAUGGCACAUCUCACGGGUACUACGUCACACGAAUUCAGUUCUAUGAAUGAAUUCAAACAUGAUCCAACCCGCUUCGAAUUUACGGAGAAAGAAGCAAUGUAUUGGAAUGAACUGAAGAAAGUGCAGCAUCGUACCAAAGAAGGAACCACUUUGUUUAAGAGUCUUGAUGAAAUGACUUUUAUCAGCGGACAAGUGGAGGAGGGUUUGAAAAAUGAAGCAGAAACAAAGCAACGAGAAGAAGCGCAUGCGAUACAGUUGGAGAAGAAGAAAAACCCAAAGGAGUCCAUGGACGGUGGGAUGUUGAUAUUAAUUGGAAACGGAUUUAACGUAUUUCAUGUUGUUGCAAGUAACUCAGAAAAGAAUGAAGGCACUGCUUGCCGGAUACAUGGUCGUAUGCGUGUCAACAAAGUCAAAGGUGAUAGUUUUGUUGUUAGCACUGGUAAAGGACUAGGCGUCGAUGGCAUUUUUGCUCAUUUUGGUGGAGUUUCCAACCCUGGUAAUCUUUCUCAUCGAAUUGAGCGCUUCAAUUUUGGUCCCACCAUAUAUGGUCUUGUGACUCCUCUAGCAGGAAUAGAGCAGAUUUCUGAAACAGGUAUAGACGAAUUUCGUUAUUUUUUGAAGGUUGUGCCUACAAGAAUAUAUCAUAGUGGUCUUUUUGGUGGCUCUACACUUACAUAUCAAUAUUCCGUGACAUUCAUGAAAAAAACACCAAAAAAAGACGUGCAUAAGCAUGCAGCUAUCGUUAUUCAUUAUGAAUUUGCGGCAACAGUUAUUGAAGUUAGGCGUAUUCAAUCCUCACUGCUGCAAAUGCUUAUACGUUUGUGUUCUGCAGUUGGCGGAGUUUUUGCGACAAGCGUUCUGUUGAAUAGCAUAUGUGUGCGUGUAUUAACUGUUUUGGCAGGUGUGUCGGAAAGAGCGAAAAUUCGGUUGAUCGAUUCACAGCUAGGAAUUGAACAACCUGGUGUUGUUGUUGAUACUUAA